Messenger RNA from Populus euphratica (Euphrates poplar), 2394 nucleotides. RefSeq names its product internal alternative NAD(P)H-ubiquinone oxidoreductase A1, mitochondrial-like. The transcript has 8 exons. Bases 217 to 1860 code for a protein of 547 amino acids. Gene Ontology annotation, cellular component: mitochondrion. Gene Ontology annotation, molecular function: NADH dehydrogenase activity. The record is from RefSeq and is a predicted model, not a curated record. Lineage: Eukaryota; Viridiplantae; Streptophyta; Magnoliopsida; Malpighiales; Salicaceae.
UUUAGCUUUCACAAAAUUUGGAGUGUUUGAAGAAAUGGGCUUCCUCUAUACAAGUAUAUAUUAAUUCUUGUUUUAAGAAUGUAUAUGCGCUGUUUGCGUUGCUCAUUUCUCUUAAUUUAGGUGCAGGUUCAAUAAGUAAAAGUUUCUAUAUUUGAUCCUGAAUUGAGGGGUUGAAAGGUAUCAGGUCUUGUUUCUAGACUGAUACUCUCUCUUGAUAUGGCAUUUGCAAGGAUUGCUAGAACUGGCUUGAGAAGAACAGGAGGCACCUUUGGCAGUUACUCAUGUGAAGGGGAUGUGUUCUUAUGUGAGGGCAGUACCAAUCGUAGAAGUCCCUUGCCUUCCCUUCAAAAUGCUAAAGCUGGCAGAGACUUUUCAUACAUUUCCAGCAUUAGGAAGUUUAAUCGCAUGAGUAUGCAGAGCAGGGGAAUCAGGGUCACUCCACAAUACCAAUCGGCAACUGCAGAGAGGAUCGUGGAGGAGUCUGAAUCGGAAUAUGAUGAACCAAUGUAUCCAGGAUUGGAAGCAACCAAGCCAGGUGACAAGCCAAGGGUAGUUGUCCUUGGUACUGGAUGGGCUGCUUGCCGAUUCAUGAAAGGACUUGACACCAGAAUUUAUGAUGUUGUUUGCAUUUCUCCAAGGAAUCACAUGGUGUUCACCCCUUUGCUUGCUUCAACUUGUGUUGGAACACUUGAGUUUCGCUCCGUAGCUGAACCUGUUAACCGGAUACAAUCUGCAUUAGCAACAAGUCCCAACUCAUAUUUUUAUAUGGCUUCCUGUUUUGGCAUUGACACAGACAUGCAUGAAGUGUACUGUGAGACAUUUAGCAAUGGUGGAUUACCCCGUGAUCCUUACCAGUUUAAAGUUGCGUAUGACAAGCUAGUCAUUGCUGCUGGAGCUGAGCCUCUGACUUUUGGUAUCAAUGGGGUAAAGGAACAUGCAUUUUUCCUAAGAGAAGUGAAUCACGCUCAAGAAAUAAGGAAAAAGCUUCUCUUGAAUCUUAUGCUUUCUGAAAAUCCAGGUAUAUCCGAAGAAGAAAAGGAACGCCUUCUACAUUGUGUUGUUAUUGGAGGUGGUCCUACUGGUGUAGAAUUUAGUGGUGAACUGAGUGAUUUUAUCAAGAGAGAUGUUCAGGACCGGUACACGCAUGUUAAGGACUAUGUUAAAGUGACCCUAAUAGAGGCAAGUGAGAUUCUGUCAUCCUUUGAUGUUGGGCUCCGGCAAUAUGCAACAAAUCAUUUGACCAAGUCUGGUGUCAGUCUUAUGCGAGGCGUGGUGAAAGAGGUGCACUCCAAGAAGAUAAUUCUCAGUGAUGAGACUAAUGUUCCAUAUGGCCUUUUGGUCUGGUCUACUGGUGUUGGUCCCUCUCAGUUUGUGAAGUCACUAGACCUUCCCAAGGCCCCUGGUGGAAGGAUUGGUAUUGAUGAAUGGUUGCGAGUCCCGUCUGUAGAAGAUGUGUUUGCACUUGGAGACUGUGCUGGUUUUCUUGAAAAUUCAGGGAGACCAGUGCUUCCAGCUUUAGCUCAGGUUGCAGAAAGGCAGGGGAAAUUUCUUGUGAAGUUGCUUAACAAGAUUGGAAAGAAGGAUGGAGGCAAGGCUUUCAGUGCAACAGACAUCCCUCUUGGUGAUCCUUUUGUCUACAAACAUUUGGGAAGCAUGGCAUCGGUGGGCCGUUACAAGGCACUAGUUGAUUUACGCCAAUCUAAGGAUGCAAAAGGCGUAUCUCUUGCUGGGUUUGUUAGCUGGUUGAUUUGGCGCUCUGCUUACCUUACGCGUGUGGUCAGCUGGAGGAACCGGUUUUAUGUGGCUGUGAACUGGGCAACCACCCUGGUUUUUGGCAGAGACACCUCCAGGAUAGGAUAGGUUUCCAUGACUCGACUCAACGUUGCCAUUCCAGAGAAAUACCGGUGUGAUUCUGAAAUUUUGUUGAGCUGGAGGCUCUGCAUAUUAUAUUAUAUUCCUUCAUAAAACCUCUCAUUCUAUAGAUUUUGGAUAGAGGAUCAAUUCAAGGUUCGUAUUGCUAACUAACAUGGAAAAUACAGAUUAGAUAACAGAAGCAGAAACAAAUUCACCUUUACUAUGUAUUAAAAUUGAUCAAUCUGUGAUAUGAUUUAUUAUUUCCAAACCAAUUGGCAUCAGUCAGGAACCCAAGAUGAUGCCGGAAGCUUGAUCAUUUUAGACUUGAAUUGGAUGUGGGCUUGAGGAUGGAAAUCAAAAUCAGAUAAAACGAUAUGGAAGAAGAAUCACUCCUUGUUCUUCUAGUAAACUCAGCCCACAAGUUUUCCACCUUAAAACAAUGCUGUGGAUUGGUGAAGGGGCAUAAGAAGGACGGGAUUAUUGCAUAUAAUUGAAGCAUUGAUUUUUCAAUUAAGCUAUAGUAUCGUACAAAAUUUGGCU